CAAUUUCAGUGUCUUUUAGCCUACACUGUGCUUGUUUGUCGAAGCAAACCAGGGAAGAAAGGAAGAAAGUUGAAGUUUUUGAAGGGGUUGCUGUUGAGGAGAGUAAUGGGGUUUUCGAGUUGGGGAAUGAUUUGUGCUGGUCUGCUGCUGGUUUUGGUGGCGCCAUUCUGUGCCUCCUUGACUGACCCUUUUGAUGUUAUGGCAGUAAAUGGCUUAUAUUUGUCUUUAGGAUCCCCACCUCUCACUGGGUGGGUUCCUGCUGGAGGAGAUCCUUGUGGGGAAGGAUGGCAAGGUGUUAACUGUGUCUUCUCGAACAUAACUGAACUACGACUAAAUGGCGUGAACCUGGGAGGGUUUUUGGAUGAUAGCAUUGCAAACUUUGAAUCCGUCAUGGUAUUGGAUCUGAGCAACAAUCACAUUGGAGGUAGUAUUCCAUCAAACUUGCCCCCUACACUCAGGAACUUUUCACUUUCAGGCAAUCAGUUUAGUGGGAGCAUCCCUGAUUUGUCAAUGUUAAGUCAACUGUUAGAUUUGUCACUGAAUGAUAAUCAUCUAAGUGAUGGGAUACCAGAUUCCUUUCAACAGCUUACCAGUUUGAUAAAUUUGGAUCUGUCAGAAAAUAAUUUGAGUGGUCAGCUGCCACCCUCAUUUGGGAACAUGACAUCUCUGACUGUGCUGCACUUGCAGAAGAACAAACUUUCUGGGAAGCUUGAUGUGCUACAGGAUCUUCCCCUAUUUGACUUGAAUGUAGAGAACAAUCUAUUCUCGGGUCCUAUACCUCCAAAGUUGCUAAAUAUUCCAAAUUUCAGAAAAGAUGGAAACCCUUUCAAUACUACCAUCCUUGCACCCCCACCAGCUGCACUACCUCCAUUUGUAGCUGGGGCUCCUUCCUUGUCUCCUUCCCCUGGACAAGGAUAUGGAGGGCUGGCAAGUGGACCUUGGAUGCUAGAGCCACCCCUGUCAGAAAAAGCAAGAAAAUUUUGGACAAAUGAGAGGCUUACUUGGGUUGCUGUUUCUGGAGUUCUAGCUCUUGCUGUGUUAGGAGCAUGCCUUUUGCUGUGGAGAUGCUCUAAAGGUAGACAUCCUAAUGAAGUCAAUGAGAAGCAUGGUAUAAAUCAAUUUCAGGGAGCUAGAGGGAAGCUUAGUCACAGCAAUAAAUCUGCAUUUCAAUCUACUGUUAAAAUGGAGAAGGUUCCAAAAGAGGCAGUUGUGAAAAUGAAAGGUGAAUAUGGAAUAGACAGUGGAAGAAUGGCCGCAAAUCCUAAGAUGCAGGAUGAGCAAGUGAUAGAUGUUAUGAAAAUGCCUACAAAUUUAAGGAGCAAAAAAGAUCACAAUAUCGACAUGAAUUCUAUGGCCCUGCAAUCAACAGUUCCUGCUCUACCUUUACCUCCCGUUGAGGGUGUUAUUGUAAACCCAGUUGUCCCAGCAUUAACAAGUAGGGAUGGUCUUGUUUCCACAAGUCAGAACUCCACAUUUCCCACAAGUGUGUUCACCAUUGCAUCACUUCAGCAGUACACAAAUAGCUUUUCUGAAGAAAACUUAAUUGGAGAAGGCAUGCUUGGUUGUGUUUAUAAAGCUGAGCUUCCAGAUGGAAAGCUACUUGCUAUCAAGAAAUUGGAUAGUAAAGUUUCUGGGUGGUGGAAUGAAGAGGAAUUUGUUGAACUGGUUUCUAGUAUCUCAAAACUUAAACAUCCUAAUAUUUUGGAGCUCAUGGGUUGCUGUAAUGAGCAUGCCCAACGGCUGCUUGUGUACAAGUAUUGCAGACAUGGGUCACUUUAUGAUGCACUGCAUGUUGAUGAUGAGGUGCACGGAAAACUUUUGUGGGAUGCACGUGUCCGGGUGGCGCUGGGAGCUGCUAGAGCCUUACAGUAUCUGCAUGAGGUGUGCCAGCCACCCAUCAUGCAUAGGAAUUUGAAGUCUUCAAAUGUUCUUCUUGAUGACAAGUUUGCAGCCCAUAUCUCAGACUGUGUUUUGGUUCCUUUAUCCAGUUCUGCUGAUCAGUUAGCAGGAAGCCUCAUAUCUUCUGGUUAUGGAGCCCCAGAACUCCAGUUGGGUAGUUAUACUUGCCAGAGUGAUGUCUAUAGCCUUGGAAUUGUAAUGUUAGAACUCCUCACUGGGCGAAAGCCAUUUGACAGAUCACGGGCUCGAGGGGAGCAAUCUCUUGUUGGAUGGGCAAUUCCUAGGCUUCAUGAUAUAGAUGCAUUAUCUAAGAUGGUUGAUGCUUCUCUAGAUGGAGCAUAUCCAGUAAAGUCACUAUCACGCUUUGCAGAUAUAAUAUCUCGAUGUGUUCAGUGGGAGCCAGGAUUCCGACCACCAGUAUCUGAAAUUGUCCAGGAUCUUUUACGCAUGAUUUAGAGCAGAUCCUUAUGAACCGGAUUAUACACAAGUGCUGAGCCAAGAAAGAUGCUUGAGUGACCACAAGGUCAAAAUUUUCAAUUUGAUUCCUGUUAUUGUAUAUCUAAUAAUAACCUCUCAAAGGUAAAAUCAUACUGCAAAAUUCUUUUAGGCCUCUCCUACAUUACUUUCUUCUUCUUUUUUUUUAAAACCGGGGGGGAGGGGGAAGUGUUGAAGUGUUGAUGAAGUUGUUUCGUAAUUGUCCCUUGUGAAUACAGCUUGCUAAUGUAAUUAUUAGAUUUCUAAACUUGAUUCUAUCAUUCUGAAUUUAAAAAAGAAAAAAAAAAAAGAAAAAAAGAAAAAGGGAAAAAGGGAAAAAACAGAUUCUUAGCUUUGAAGGGUGAUGAUAUUGAUUUGUUAAUGUUAAUGUUGUUUUGUUGGUGUUACAUGUCGGACUCUGCCAAGGCAAUCAAAUAAUUUCUUGUUU
Messenger RNA from Rubroshorea leprosula, 2821 nucleotides. Lineage: Eukaryota; Viridiplantae; Streptophyta; Magnoliopsida; Malvales; Dipterocarpaceae. The record is from the annotation of a GenBank genome assembly.